AUGUUGUCACGCUUCCUUCCCCUCAUUUUUAGUCUCGGGCUUUUAUGCAAAAGUGCCCACACGACAGUCGCUACCAAUGGGACCUACGACUACAUUGUCGUGGGUGGUGGGACCGCGGGGCUUGUCAUCGCCAAUAGGCUUUCACAGGACCCGUCAGUCACAGUUGCUAUCAUAGAGGCAGGCGGCUCUGUCUUCAAUGACCCGAGAGUGCAAAACACGACCAGCUUCGGCCUAUCACUUGGCUCUGAACUUGAUUGGCAAUAUACCACUCUUCCGCAAAAAUAUGCUGCAAAUGACAGCCAGGUUUACCAUGCUGGGAAAGCCCUCGGUGGGACUAGCACCAUCAAUGGCAUGACAUAUAUCCGGUCCGAAACAGUUCAAAUCGAUGCCUGGGAGAAGCUCGGGAACAGCGGCUGGAACUGGAAUUCGCUGUAUCCUUACUACAAGAAGAGCGAACACUUUAUCCCACCCACACCAUCUCAAGCAGCUAACGGGGCAGCUUACAACCCCGAAUACCACGGUUUCGAUGGGCCUUUGGCUGUAGGCUGGCAAUAUGCUGCACCGCAGCGGAACAACUCUGCCGCCAUUAUCAAGGCCACCUGGGAAAAUGUUGGCAGCCCAUACAAUGAAGACGUCAACGGGGGCUAUAUGCGUGGAUACAGUGUUUGGCCAUUCACCGUCAACGCAACCACGAGCAUCAGAGAAGACGCUGCAAGAGCGUACUACUAUCCUGUCCAGGACAGACCCAAUCUGCACGUCUAUUUGAACACUACGGCACUUCGACUGACCUGGGACGAUGAGGAAAAGUAUGGCAGCGAUUUGGCAGCAUCAGGAGUAGAGGUCUCUUCUAGCACAGGAACCAUCACAACCUUGAAAGCUGCAAAAGAGGUGGUAGUGUCUCUGGGGGCAACGCGGACUCCAUGUUUCCUGGAGUACUCUGGUAUUGGAAAUCCUGCCAUCCUCCAAAAAUACUCCAUCCCCGUCCGCAUCGCCCUCCCGACCGUCGGCGAGAACCUCCAAGACCAAGUCAACGUCGCCCUCGCCGGCACCCUCUCCCCCAACGACACGACCACCUUCCUCGACUACCCCCCGCAAGUCACCUACGCCACCCUCACCGACCUUUUCUCCACCUCAGACCUCUCCGCCCUCGAAGCCUCCGUCCGCGCCGCCAUCCCCUCCUACGCGGCCCUCAACGUCGCCAACAGCGGCGACCCCGACUCUUCCUCCUCCUCCUCCUCCUCCUCCAACAACAACUCGACAGCCAUCCAAGAACACCUCCUCACCCUCCAAGCCGACCUCCUCUUCGCCAACGCCGCAACCCUCCCCCUCGCCGAGAUCCUCAGCGCGCCGAUGAGCGCGGCCGGCGCCGUCGCGCUGCCGACGUGGGCGCUGCUACCGUUCGGCCGCGGCAGCAUCCACAUCUCCGCUGCGUCGCCGCUCAGCGUAGGCGGCGCAAACGCGAGCAGUUCGCCUGCGAUCAACCCGAAUUUCUUCAUGAACCCGUUCGACAACGCCGUGCAGGUCGCCGCGAUGCGGUACGCGCGGCGGGCGCUGGUGACGGCGCCGUUGGCGGGGUACGUGGUGGGCAUGGCGGCGCCGACGGUGGGGGAGGUGCCGAUGGAUGGCGACGAUGCGGCGUGGUUGGCGUGGGCGAAGGGGGUGUAUGGGUCAAACGCGCACCCGGUGGGGACGGCGGCGAUGAUGAGUCGGGAGUUGGGCGGGGUGGUGGAUGCGGAGCUGCGGGUGUAUGGGACGAGGAAUGUACGGGUUGUUGAUGCGAGCGUGUUGCCGUGGCAGGUGUGUGGGCAUUUGACGAGCACGAUUUACGCGGUUGCGGAGAGGGCGGGGGAUAUUAUUACGGGGAGUGCGAAGGGAGGGGACGAGUGA
This is a messenger RNA of Lasiodiplodia theobromae, 1887 nucleotides long. RefSeq names its product Glucose-methanol-choline oxidoreductase. The record is from RefSeq and is a predicted model, not a curated record. Gene Ontology annotation, molecular function: flavin adenine dinucleotide binding; oxidoreductase activity, acting on CH-OH group of donors. Lineage: Eukaryota; Fungi; Ascomycota; Dothideomycetes; Botryosphaeriales; Botryosphaeriaceae. The coding region runs from base 1 to 1887 and encodes 628 amino acids. The transcript has 3 exons.